CACGACAAUGCCUAGACAGAACAGAACACUCCCCAGGCGUGACACCGCCAGUAAUUUGUGGAAAAAAUAGUAAUGGCUAAGCAAGACUGACACACCCUUUGUGGGGCAGAUAAAUAGGGGUGAAUCAAACAUCUCGACACAAGAACUGGAGCCCGACGAGGACAGAAGAGCGACACAAUGAUGACAGCAAAUUUUUCUAUAAUCAUCUUACUGUCACUGAUGGGAGUUUGCCCCACUGCUUCAUGGGGGGACAUUUGCUUCGGCAACCUUGGCGUCAGUGACCUGAUUGCAGGGGCAAACGAUGCCCUAUCAUCAUUUCUGACAUAUGGUGACAUUCUCUUCAAAAGACUAAGAAAUGCAGAUCCUUGUACAAGCAGAGGAUGCGAAUGGCAAAAGCGGGGAACACACGUCACUAUCCCUUUCAGUAUUUCCCGUCAUUUCAACAGGGAAGAGAAAUUAAUAAUCCUUGGUGCUUUAGAGAGUUUUCAUUUGAGCACGUGCAUUAAAUUUACUAGACGGAUCAGGCAAAGAGACUAUCUGCACUUUUUCCCUGGAAAAGGGUGUUGGUCAUACCUUGGUCGUACAAAUGGAAGGCAGCCAAUCUCUUUGGCGAAAAACAAAUGUAUGGCCAAAGGCAUUGUGCAACACGAGGUUCUUCACGCUCUUGGAUUUCACCAUGAACAAAAUCGGUCAGACCGAGAUUCUUAUGUCAACAUUUUGUAUCAGAACAUCAAACCAGCAUUUAGAGACCAAUUUACAAAGGUGGAUACCAACAACUUGGGUACUCUCUAUGACUUUGACUCCAUCAUGCAUUACAGCAACACGGCCUUCUCCAGAAACAAGAAACCGACCAUUAUCUCUAAAAUAUUCCCGGGCCGUCGGUUUGGUACUGCAAAUGAGAUGAAUAGCUUUGACAUUGCACGUGUCAAUGCCCUAUAUGGAUGUUGUAGUUCUCAAAACUAAAAUUGUCUUAGUGACAAUGGAGUUUUGGAGCUUCACCUGCAUUUUCUUCAUCUAUUUAUAUGAUUGUUAAUCACUACUUUGUUCACGUUGAUUUUGUGGUAAAAACAUUAAGUACAGAAUAUUACCAAUACUUUUAACUUUGUAAAUUCAGCAUAAUUACACAAGCUUUGCAAGCAAUACAAAUACAAGCCGGCAGAUAUGAUGAAGACAGAAUGAGUAUAGAUUUCAUAAGCAGUCUUAAUAUGCCAUGUGCUCCUCUGGCAAUAUAAGUUGGUGUGCCUGGCAUGUUAUGUGCCAUGGGAAGUAUGUAUUUUUAUAGUGACUUCAAUGUAUUUAUGAACCGUGUGACCUAAUUAACCCUUUUGUCCCACAGUUUUAAAAUGGUUUCUGGAAUCGAACUUUAUUAAGGAAUAUUUUGUGUCAUAAAAUAUUUUUUAAAACAGUUUAGCUCAGUUAAAAACAAACAAAAAAGGAAAUUAUGUGUGAAUAAGGCAUUUUGGGGAA
Molecule: messenger RNA, 1467 nt
Organism: Corythoichthys intestinalis (scribbled pipefish)
Lineage: Eukaryota; Metazoa; Chordata; Actinopteri; Syngnathiformes; Syngnathidae
Product: hatching enzyme 1.2-like
Exons: 10
Coding region: 178-963 (261 amino acids)
Biological process (GO): proteolysis
Molecular function (GO): metalloendopeptidase activity; zinc ion binding
Source: RefSeq, a predicted model, not a curated record